Molecule: messenger RNA, 816 nt
Organism: Meloidogyne enterolobii
Lineage: Eukaryota; Metazoa; Nematoda; Chromadorea; Rhabditida; Meloidogynidae
Source: the annotation of a GenBank genome assembly
AUGGUGAAAGUUGAAGCUCCCAAUGAAAAGAAGAGAACUUUGGGCAUUGAGGCUCGCGUUUAUCUUGACUGCAAAGGCGUUUGUGGCUUCGCGGAACUCUACGACCGUUUCCAGACGUCCGACGGCAGCCGUGUUCUUGUGAUCCAGCGUCUAGGCACCGACUUAAACCGAAUUAGACUCUCGCUACCCAAUCAGAGCUUAACUCAAGCUGAUGCACUCAAACUUUGCCUGGAAACUUUUGCGCGCAUAUGGUCACUCCAUGAUCGAAAUUGGAUGCACCGGGACAUUAAACCGAGUAAUUUCGUCGUUGGACUGCCUCAAUCUGAGAUGGAUGACCAAGUCUUCAUUAUCGACUUUGGAUUGGCUCGGCAGCGUCGGGAAAAGUCACGUCCAACCGGAGCGUGUCCAAUAUUGGGCACUGACGCCUACAGGCCGAUUUCGAAUUACAGCCGUGUGGAGUACCAGCCGAAGGACGAUAUCGAAUCCUGGUUCUAUAUGUGCCACGAAUUCUUUAAUGGUGCUUUGCCUUGGGACAAACUUCCUCACAGCUCUACUCUCGACUGCAAGAUCCACUGCCGCAAAUUGGGACGUGAUCUGCUGCUGUUUAAUAUGCCUGACACGUUUGACGAGAUCUUAAAGUCCAUCGACUCCUCCAAGACAAAGGUCGACUACUUCCAAAUUUCGACUCUUCUGAAGGCUGCCCUUGCAAAUCUGAGUCAGGAACAGUUGGCAGAGCCGUUCAGUUGGAAGAAAGAUCCCACAAUUGUGCACCGUGCUAUCGAAAUUGAGCAACCAAGAGUCAUCCCUGGCAUUUGA